Owenia fusiformis is the source of this 1171-nucleotide messenger RNA. NCBI's taxonomy places the organism in Eukaryota, Metazoa, Annelida, Polychaeta, Sabellida, Oweniidae. The record is from the annotation of a GenBank genome assembly.
AAACGCGUCAGUCGUUGACAGGUAAUCGAUAAUAGGUAAGAUCGUACCAGCCGGUACAGGCUCGAGUGAUUUCUUACACGUUGUGACACGUGGGGCGUGACUUAAACAAUAAGUUAGUCUCGUUAAUUAUAGUACGUACCGGAAACAGCCAUUAGUCAAAGGGUAUAUAAAAAGAUAAGUUCAUUUAGUUUUCAUAACGUUAAAUACUUAAUCACCAAAGAUGCCGAUUGGAAAAUUUCGAGUACCAUCUAAUAUUAAAGCAAUAAAAAAUGGGGAAUUUAUUGAAACAAUUUCGACGCCAAAAAUUGUUUUAAUGAAGAUAUGCGACGGAAUGUUCAGCGCCGUCAACGACAAUGGAGUUGACAUCAGAAAUUACCAAAUAUGGCCAAUCACGGGGAUCACAAACGUAUGUAAUGCCUACGGAACGUGCGCUGGUGUAUUUCUAACCCAUAAUCAAAUGGCGCGACUUAUCGACAAUUUACCACACGUCACUGAAAAAUUCAUGGAAAUUGAAUCCAAGAAAAAGGUUGAUGUCAAAGAGUGGGACGUUGUAUUGGGUGCUCAGUUCCGACUCAGCGUUCAUCCUAAAUUUAGAAGAGUUAAUAUUAGGGGUUAUCAUCUCAAUACAUACUCCGAUGAUCCACGGAAACAUUUGCCCGAUAGAAACGGUAUCGUUAUGACACGUGCGGUGUUUGAGCUAUUUGUGGACAGCCUUAUUAAAUACGGGCUUGUUCAACCAACCGAACCUCAUUGUGUAAUAACGGGUCACGCAGAAAAAAGUGAAGCUGAUAGUUGUAGUGAAUGCAGUUAUUUCGACCCCGUGGAUUUCAGUAACUAGAGUUAAAUACAGUGUAGCACACAGUAGAAAUAAAGACAUAUAUACGAAGAUGUAAUGCGUUAUGGCUACGAGUGAUUACGAGAUCCAAAUUACCGAGGGUUAAGGAUGAAAGACAAAGGGAACCUAUGAUUGUUGUAUGAAAUACAUAGGAUGUAUACAAAAACAAAUAAUAUCAGAACAUUUUAUGUUGUAUUAUUUACAUGGAUUCUAUUGACAUAAUAAAUGUAUACAUUGAAAAUCAAUCUUAAGUUGCUGCCAUGUCAUACAAACUAGAAAUAAGAUUAAACAAAACAUUUGGUAUAAUUGUAACAUAUCAAUUUGAAGUAUUCCAAC